Calidris pugnax (ruff) is the source of this 2858-nucleotide messenger RNA. It is a transcript of the gene PIGQ, whose product is annotated as phosphatidylinositol glycan anchor biosynthesis class Q. The transcript is spliced from 11 exons. Bases 1 to 2481 code for a protein of 826 amino acids. NCBI's taxonomy places the organism in Eukaryota, Metazoa, Chordata, Aves, Charadriiformes, Scolopacidae. The record is from RefSeq and is a predicted model, not a curated record. Gene Ontology annotation, molecular function: protein binding. Gene Ontology annotation, biological process: GPI anchor biosynthetic process. Gene Ontology annotation, cellular component: membrane; endoplasmic reticulum.
AUGGACUACACUCUGGAGACCAGCCAGCAAAAGGAGAAGCUUCUGAAAACCAUCUACACCCUCCAGCUGAAGUCCAUUGCCACGCUCCAGACAGCCAGCCCACUGCUGAGCAGCCAGCGCGGCAUGGGCAUGGUGACACAGCACCAAGUCCACCAGCUGGCAGACAAGGCCAAAAGCCUGUGUGGAGACCUGGACAACAUUAAGAACCUUCUCCACUAUUGCCAGGAUGACCUGGUCCGGCGGAUCCCCAACCCCACCGGCAGCUGCUAUGGGGAAGUAAGUGGAAUCCAUUGCUCCUUGGAUGGCUCCAUCUACGUGACAGCUGAGAGCGCUCCCUGGGUCCACGUCCUCAGCAGCACAGGCCAACUGCUGCAGUCCCUGCCCUGCCGGCAAACGGGGAAGGAAAGUGACUCUUUCUUACCAGAAGAUGUGACUGUGACUCGUACGGGAAUGGUGGCUGUAGCUGACAUGAUGAAUGAAGCCAUCUGGGUCUUCAACCCUCACACCGGCCUCUCCAAGGGGGAAUGGAUAAAGAUCAGAAAGGUUGGUUCCCCCAGGGGUAUUGGAGUGGACUCUAUGGGCAAGAUCUUGGUAGCAGACUAUGCCCAAGGCCAAGUCCACAGCUUUGCUCUGGACCAUGCCUUCAAAACACUCAAUAUCCACUCAGUCCCCAACCUGCAGGGACCUCGCUACGUCAGCCCGGUGCCCAAGGGAGGCUUUGUGGUGUGCCGUUCCUCCAGGAUCGCUGCCAUGGUGCUGAAGGUCUUCUUUCCCUCGUGCUGUGCCUCAGCAGAAAGUGGCAUUUUGAUCGGCCGCUGGAUCUCAGAGCAGAACUCCGCUGUCAUCCUCGCCGUGGUCCACUUCCCUUUCAUUCCUGUCCAGGUGAAGCAGUAUCUCGGUGAGGUCCAGCGGGUGACUAAAGUCAGCGUUUCUGUGCUGGGCUCAUGGAGCAACAGCAAACAGGAGAAAGAAGAAAGUCUGAGUGAGUUCCUGGAAGACCUUGGGACGAUAUUCUCCCAUGAGCCUUGGAUUCAGAUAAGCAAAGAGGGAGACAGCAAAUUCUGGAGCUGUUCUACCCUUCAGAAACACUCUGCCAACCCUAAGGAGGAAGAAAUCAUCUUAAUAUACUAUGACCAGCGCAAAGUCAUGCUUUCCCAUCUCCAUCCCCCUUUGGACACAGAUUCCUCCACCGAGCACAGGGCAGAGGAUGCUUCAAAGCUGUCUGCCAUCUUCGACACAGUUGCCAAGAGUAAGAUACUGUUCAUGACGGACAGGUAUGACGAUGGGCCCAUCAAGCUGACCCAUUGGCAGUCGGAUGGCGUUGAGGCGAGCAUCAUCGUGGAGCUGAUGAAGCAGGCCUCCGUGCCUGCCUGCGUGCUGCUGACCUUCCUGCUGUCGCUCGUCUCUGGGGUCUGCAGGAGCAGGGUGCUGAAGUUUUGGCCUUUGUCGUUCUUAUGGAGCAAACUCUCCACGUGUGAGCAGCUGGGACACCGCCUGCAGCACCUCCAGGUCAUCAGCAGCAACAAGAAGGCUCAAAACCAGACCCAGCUCCAGAGGAAAGCCAACAUCUUUGUCUCUCUGCUGAUUGAUGUGGCUCUGGGGAUGCUGCUGGUGUCCUGGCUGUACCGAAAGAACCGAAUUGGUCACCUUGCUGACACCCUCAUCCCCGCGGCUGAUCACGUCGCUGAAGAGCUCCAGGACCUGCUCCAGUGGCUGAUGGGAGCACCAGCUGGACUGAAAAUGAACCGAGCUUUGGAUCAGGUUUUGGGCCGCUUCUUCCUUUACCACAUCCAUCUUUGGAUUAGCUACAUUCACCUGAUGUCCCCAUUCAUUGAGAUGAUCCUCUGGUACGUGGGGCUGUCGGCUUGUCUGGGCCUGACGGUGGCUCUCUGCAUCCUCUCCGACAUCAUUGCGCUUCUCACCUUCCACAUCUACUGCUUCUAUGUCUAUGGAGCCAGGCUCUACUGCCUCAAGAUUUACGGCCUGUCAUCUCUCUGGCGCUUGUUCCGUGGGAAGAAGUGGAACGUCCUCCGGCAGCGGGUGGAUUCCUGUUCCUAUGACUUGGACCAGUUAUUUAUUGGCACUUUGCUAUUUACGAUUCUGCUGUUUCUCCUGCCUACGACUGCGCUGUAUUAUUUGGUGUUUACCCUGCUCCGUUUGCUGGUGGUGAUUGUGCAAGGCCUGAUACACUUGCUGGUUGACCUGAUUGACUCCCUGCCUCUUUACUCAAUCCUCCUUCGGCUCUGCAGGUCCUACAGACUGGCCGCUGGUGUGAAGUUCAGAGUCCUCGAGCAGCAGGAUGGAAAACCUCUUCGACUCCUGAUGCAGAUCAACCCUCUCUCGUACGGUAGUGUGGUACAGACAUACAGGCUACCAACCUACAGCUGUUACCCAAAGGAUUCCUGGGCAUCUCUCUGCAAGAAGCUGUUCCUUGGAGAGCUCAUCUACCCCUGGAAACACAAAGAAGAGAAGCAGGACUAAAGACAGCAACAGAGCUUGAAAGACUGGGUCAGAAAAACGUAUUGAAUCCUAAUUCUUUUGGACCAAAGGCAUCUCAGAGCCAGCAACUGCUGGAUCCCUUUAAUUAGAUUUUGGUAACAUGGGAGGGGCUGAAUUUUUCAAAAGCAAGUUUUUUUAAAUGUUAUUUUUCAACUUUCCUCUUCCCUUGCGCUGUGUUUGUGUAAUAGGCUAAUGAUUAUUUUUGAAGCAAAAGGUUAAACCCAUCAGUGCCUCAUGGAGCCAGUCAUGGAGGAAGUACCUCUGCAAUGGUUUGGUGAUGUGUGUAUAUAUAUAUUUAUCCCUCCAUGUAAGCUCACAGGCCCUAUUAAAACACCCCUUUGGGUGGUUCAAAGCCGCGA